UCUUUUUUCUUCUGUGUUUGGUGAUACUUUGCAUGGUAAAUUAGAAUAUUUUUGAAUAUCAAUAUGUCCUGUAGAUAUAAGUUUCCAUAGCUCUUCUUUGCUGAUGAAGGAAAGUCUUUGUACUGUCAUUUCCUUUUCUGACAGAGGAAUUUCGUUGUCAGUCAUCGCUAUUAUAAAGGAUCAUAACUUUGCUUUUAUAUUUGCAUUAUAUUGUCAUGUGUGCUGUGUUCUUCAGUUCUUCAGUUCUUCAAAAUUCAACGGUUUGAAGAGGUAGAAGCAGAUAUAGGUGAAUGUGAGUUUGAAUGAAGUGUUACAAUCUAGACAUAGUAAUUAUCUCCAAAUGGAUUAAAUCCUUCUCGAUUUACUUUUCCAAAAUAGUUCAAAAUCAUUAUACGUGUUUUCGCAAUUCAAGUCCCAAGCCCAAUUACAGACUCGCCAAACUGUAUUGAAAGCAUAUUUCACCAAAUUUUUAACGCAUAACUCAUUCAGCUUUAUUUUUUUUUAUAUACAGUUUAUUCUUAAUUACAGAGGCCUUUAAAGUGACUUGACUUAUUAUUCUAUCUGAAUAUUGAGCUUUUCGUGAAACAAUCAAAGAAACAAAUAUACUUAGCGUUCAGCAUGACUCAGGUCUAUAAGAAAAAGAUUCGGUCGUUAAUGUCAAAAGUACUAGCUGAUUUGAGUGACCAACUGAUUGAAGCUGAAUCUAGUUCUGUUUGUGAAAAAGUUUUAAGUCUUCCUGAAUGGAUAAAGAGCAAAAAUGUUUGCCUUUUUAUGAGCAUGCCUCAUAUGGAAAUACGCACUCAUGAACUUGUUCACCAAGCUCUGAAACAAGGAAAAAAUGUUUUUUUACCCAAAUGUGAAGGACGCCAUACAAUGUCAAUGUAUCAAGUAUACAGUACUGAUCAGUUGAUCAUAAAUAAAUGGCAAAUUCCUGAACCAGACGGGUUGUCUCCAAAAGUAAUGGAUGAUGAAAUUUACUGUGACCUAAUAAUAAUGCCCGGCGUAGCCUUCGAUUCAAACUUGGCACGGCUUGGUCAUGGCAGAGGUUAUUAUGAUGAUUUUAUUCAUCGUUACAAGGCUUGGUGUUCUCAAAAUAGUUCCAGAUGCGACAUUUAUAAAGUUGGGAUAUGUUUGUCGGAACAAGUUCUUCCAAAUCACCAAAUUCCUAUGAGCCCUCUAGACGAGUUUCUUGACUUACUUAUUACUCCUGAAAACAUAUAUCAAAGACACAAUACCGCGAAAGAAUGAACUACUGCUGCAUUAUCAAAAUAAUAAAUCUAAAGCUCGUUUAGACUACAGUGAUGUACUCAUAGAUAUUAUUCAUUUCAAUCUACUGAAAAGAGGAAGGAUGUAAUGACAAGACUUAAAAACGUA
Schizosaccharomyces octosporus yFS286 is the source of this 1374-nucleotide messenger RNA. RefSeq names its product 5-formyltetrahydrofolate cyclo-ligase. Lineage: Eukaryota; Fungi; Ascomycota; Schizosaccharomycetes; Schizosaccharomycetales; Schizosaccharomycetaceae. The transcript has 5 exons. Gene Ontology annotation, biological process: tetrahydrofolate interconversion; folic acid-containing compound biosynthetic process. Gene Ontology annotation, molecular function: 5-formyltetrahydrofolate cyclo-ligase activity. The record is from RefSeq and is a predicted model, not a curated record. Gene Ontology annotation, cellular component: mitochondrion. Bases 619 to 1248 code for a protein of 209 amino acids.